AUGGUCUUCGAGGAGACCCACGUUGCCCUGCAGCUGCGCGUCAACGCGCUGUUCGGCGACCUGCGCGACCUGCGCGUCGAGUUCCUCGCGCAGCACGACUCCUGGCAGGAGGCCGUCCAGCGCGGCGACCUGCCGAGUGUCAAGCUCGCCUGCGGAGGCCUGCGCCGCCUGCUCCUGGAGUCGGUCGCCUUUGGCUGCCUGCUGCGCGAGGCGGAGCAGCGGGCGGAGCGGCGCUUUGCUUUCACGCAACGUAUUCUCGCUCCAAGGACUGGCCUGGACGACUUCGGCGUGCUCACGGACGCCAACGGAGACCCGCUGCUUCCCACCUGA
Molecule: messenger RNA, 330 nt
Organism: Prorocentrum cordatum
Lineage: Eukaryota; Dinophyceae; Prorocentrales; Prorocentraceae
Source: the annotation of a GenBank genome assembly